Molecule: messenger RNA, 1363 nt
Organism: Salvelinus sp. IW2-2015
Lineage: Eukaryota; Metazoa; Chordata; Actinopteri; Salmoniformes; Salmonidae
Biological process (GO): regulation of transcription by RNA polymerase II
Molecular function (GO): RNA polymerase II cis-regulatory region sequence-specific DNA binding; DNA-binding transcription factor activity, RNA polymerase II-specific
Source: RefSeq, a predicted model, not a curated record
GAAGCCUGAUCUGCUGCUGGUCAAAGAGGAGACAAUAGAAGAUGAARCAGAGAGCAUUGACCUGCUGAGUGGACUAAAGAUGGGGGAGCAAGGUGGUUGGCUGGAGGCUAACAGAAGAGACUGGGUGGCCAUCUUGGAUUUCCAGACCCAGACGGGUGCAGCCAAGGGCCCAGGGGACAACAUUACUGAGCAGGCCAGGACCAGAGGCGACAUAGUGGAGUCUGCAGUCCAUGAGGACCUGCUGAUAUCUGGUGUUGCUGACGGGAGAGACUGGACCUCUGAGGUGGGUGGUCACAAACCCUGGCCCCGGAUCAAAACCKUGGAUCUGGAGCCAUCACUCWUCCUUCCCGAGUCGGAACUAGGACCCAACCGUGAGGGACAGAGACUCCACCACCACACAAAACACAACCAGUGGACAGGAGGACUGAACAACCUCAGUCCUAGUGGUCAUCAGAGWGACAGAGGCUCCAGUCAGGGAUCCAGUCUGCAGUCUGGGGCUGAUAGAGAUAGACCCUCCUGUUCCUAUGAUACAAACACCACAGUAUCCAUGAUGAACAGAUCAGGUCACCCUGGGCUUCAGCCUUCACAGAGAGUGACGGGAGCCCCACCUGGUGGUAGUCUAUCAGCAAGUCGGUCUUCUCCUUCAGGGCCUCGUCCAAUGCCUGGUGACUGGGUUCAUAGAAGGUCUGGACCUGGGUCUAGCCUUCCUCAGCUACCUCAUGGUUACCCCACCAAUACAGACAGGGUCAGGAUGGGCGUUCACCAUAAGAGGUACCUAGCCUAUAACACAGCACACAAUCCCAACAACACCCAAACAAUGGCUAGAGGUCAAGGAGYGAGCUCAAAAACUCUUGCUUCUACCUCCUCUGGUGUCAUUGGGUUACAAUGUGGGAGGCCGAGCAUUAGGACGGACGCCGACAAGCCAUAUGCCUGCCCCACGUGUGGGAAGCGCUUUGCUGAGGCAAGGUAUGUGAAGCAGCACCAGACUGUUCACACCAAAGACAGCUUCAAGUGCAAAUUAUGUCACAAGAGCUUCUCCUUCCUGAGUAGCCUUAUCAGACAUAGGAGUGUCCACAAUGGGGAGAAAUCGUAGCAGUGUGGCUUAAGAUGUACACAGGGGAUGUCUUUAUCUGACAUAUUAUAGUUAUCUUGUGAAGUGUCUAGGGAUAAGAGGGUAAUUAACCACAUACCCCUCYUUAACCCCUUUAACUUUUAAUUUGAAACAGGCUUGCGUUAAUASCUGUUUUUAGAGAGAUAGUAAACCUAGGCUAGAACAAGUAUAGUUUAAUAUUCUCUGGUCUGAUGAAACCAAGAUUGAACUCUGGCCUGAAUGCCAAGCGUCACGUCUGGAGGACACCUGGCA